Molecule: messenger RNA, 1193 nt
Organism: Manacus vitellinus (golden-collared manakin)
Lineage: Eukaryota; Metazoa; Chordata; Aves; Passeriformes; Pipridae
Gene: CCN6
Product: cellular communication network factor 6
Exons: 5
Coding region: 1-1047 (348 amino acids)
Biological process (GO): signal transduction; cell adhesion
Cellular component (GO): extracellular matrix; extracellular region
Molecular function (GO): heparin binding; integrin binding
Source: RefSeq, a predicted model, not a curated record
AUGCGGUGGCUCCUUGUUCCCACCAUCUUCAUCAUCCCUUGUACGCAACAGUUUUUCCACAGCCCACCAGUGCAGCCUGGAGAUAAACCUUCAGAAACUGGUGAAGUCCACCAGCGCAAGGAGGUUUGUCACUGGCCAUGCAGAUGUCCGCCUGUGCCAGCCUGCACCCCUGGGGUAAGCUUGGUGAAGGAUGGCUGUGGCUGCUGUAAAGUCUGCGCCAAGCAGUCAGGAGAGCCCUGCAAUGAAGCAGACGUUUGUGAUCCCCAUAAAGGUCUCUACUGCGACUACUCGGAAGACGAGCCUAGGUAUGAAAAAGGCGUGUGUGCAUAUCUGGUAGCUGUAGGAUGUGAGCUCAAUGGAGUUUAUUAUCCCAACGGGCAGACCUUCCAGCCUAACCCACUUUAUAAGUGCCUGUGUGUCAGUGGUGCAAUUGGAUGUACACCUGUAUUCACACCGAAACUAGCAGUGAGUCCCUGCACCAGGGUCACGGGCAGAAAGAAGCCUGGACAAUCUAUUUGUGGCCUAGGACAGCAAAAGCAGCUUCAAUCAACCAACUACAGACUAAUGUCAGCUUACAGAAGCUUACCGCUAGUCUUGAAGAAAAAGUGCCUUGUACAGGCAACUCCCUGGACACCCUGCUCCAGGACCUGUGGUAUAGGCAUAUCCAGCAGAGUGACCAAUGACAACAGAAGAUGUGAGAUGAAAAAAGAAAAGAGAUUAUGCUUCAUCCAGCCUUGUCUGACUAAUAUGCUGAAGAAAAUAAAGAUUUCAAAAGGAAAAACAUGUCAACCAACAUUCCAGCUUCCAAGAGCAGAGAAGCUAGUUUUUUCUGGAUGCUCAACUACUCAAAGCUACAGACUAACUUUCUGUGGGGUGUGCUUGGACAAGAGGUGCUGCAUACCUAACAAGUCCAAAAUGAUCACUGUACAGUUUGAGUGUCCCAACGAAGGCUUCUUCAAGUGGAAGAUGAUGUGGAUAACGUCGUGCGUAUGUCAGAGGAUUUGCAGUGCUCCAGGAGAUAUGUUUUCGGAACUCAAAGUCCUAUGACAAGUUACACCACUGACUGUAACACACUGACAACGCAAAAGCACAUUCACACCCUGAGGAGUUAGCAUAACCCUCUGCCACAGCAGUGUUUAUACUGUGGCAGUAUAAACAGUAUAAGCAGUGAAACAACAUAAGUGAAUACUUAC